Harpegnathos saltator (Jerdon's jumping ant) is the source of this 4578-nucleotide messenger RNA. Its product is annotated as transcription factor SOX-9. Gene Ontology annotation, cellular component: nucleus. The coding region runs from base 1382 to 2689 and encodes 435 amino acids. Gene Ontology annotation, biological process: regulation of transcription by RNA polymerase II. The transcript is spliced from 5 exons. The record is from RefSeq and is a predicted model, not a curated record. Gene Ontology annotation, molecular function: RNA polymerase II cis-regulatory region sequence-specific DNA binding; DNA-binding transcription factor activity, RNA polymerase II-specific. Lineage: Eukaryota; Metazoa; Arthropoda; Insecta; Hymenoptera; Formicidae.
AUACAACCACCUCACUCGAGCGCCGAUCGCGCAACGAGCCACGAACCCUCGACCUCGGCGCGAGUUUUGCCGCAAGUGAACGCAAAUUCCCGACUGCUUCGCGUUCCAUCUUCGAGAAUCGUCGUCGGCCGGCUUUUACCUGCAAACCUGCAAACGUGACUUGUGGAUGGUAUUUUCGUUGGCUGGUCGCGUUGCCGGUCUCACAUCAAGCGGCAACCACCCUCCGGCGAACCGGUGUUCUCGGCAGGUACCGAACGCGCGGUGACAAACGUGAAUUGUGGAAGGAUCGUCCCGGCCGCGAGGAAUUCCGGUAUCCUCGACCAGCCGGGAACGGUCGAUACCUCGGUAUCAGCUAUCAGCGGCAGUCUGUUUCGACGGACGAUCCGCAGCGGAAGCGAAGGAUCACUCGAUGCUGAUACGAGAUACCUGGCAGCCUCCCGCAAAGUCGAUGGUCCUGCGCGUGAAGGACUCGAUGUCGUUUGAAGUAAAAACGCGCUAAGCGAGGUCAACGCUGGAGAAUCCAGGACGCUCGAAGACGCGCCUCUCUGCUCCGAUAUGACCGGUCGGAAUGUCACAACGUGCCACGGCUGACAACAGCUGACGCGGAUGCAACAUUGUACUUUUGAGGAGAACGCGUGCCGAAUAAGAGGAGGAGGAUAAUAAGAAACGAUCGUAUCCCAUUCGAAUAUUCCACGCUCGAAGACAUCGGUGACAUUCACCAAGAUACGCGAAGAGGAUAGGUGAAGCAAUCGCGGCCUCUUCGCUUUCGUCCGCCGCGGAGAAGAGCGAACUUUGCGAGACACAAAGAGAAACGGCGACGAGAUAAGAAUUGAAGCUGGUGAGACGAGCAAAAAGACGGAGGCGACGCAGAUAGCAGCGAGACUCGCGUUGCCGCGGGAACGCGCGCUCGCUCGCUCGCUCGCUCGCUUGCGCGCGCGCGAGCGCGAGCGCAAGCAGGCAUGCGAUAAUAUACGCGUCGCGUCUGAUCGCGAGCGAAAUUAAUUAGACGCCAAAGUGUCGACAGUUGGAAGUUGGAGUUGGCUGCCGGACUUUCGAAAGGGCGGGAAGCCGGGAGUAAAGACCGACGACGGGAGGGAACCUCCCCAGGUUCCGCUGCUCCUCUUCGUCGGCCGUCGGCCGAGUGGAAAACGUCGCGGGACGUGGAAAGUAACGCGCUCAUGAAGCCGCGAUCAUGAAGUGAAGACAAGGCAAAGCCGCCGACGACGACGACUUUAGCGGCCGGUCGACGGCUACUCGCUCGCGGCUGAGACGGGAUGAGCGCGUCCGGCGCGUCCUGCGCGCGAUAAAUCGGCAGGCAGGAUCGAUCGCGUGCGCGACCCUUGCGGUGCUCCUUGUUCGCGGAGGGACGUGCGAGAAGGGGAUGAAGAUGAACGACGUUACGCCGGAGAGCUCUGGCGCGUCGAUCUCGCCCGUGGGCGGAAACAGUAACAACAAUAAUAACAACAACAACAACAACAACAACAACAAUAACAACAACAAUAACGUCAAUGGCAGCGGGAAAGCGUCGGGAACGGCCGCCGCGGCGGGGACCGCCAAUGGCGGCGAGGGUAUCAGCGCAGCCGUCGCUAAGGUCCUCCAGGGUUACGACUGGACCCUGGUACCCGUCGCCACCAAGGGUUCCGGCGACAAAAGAGCGGCCCACGUGAAGAGGCCCAUGAACGCGUUUAUGGUGUGGGCCCAAGCUGCGAGGCGAAAACUGGCCGAUCAAUAUCCCCAGCUGCACAACGCCGAGCUGUCGAAGACGCUGGGCAAACUGUGGCGGCUCCUUUCCGACAACGACAAGAAGCCCUUCAUCGAGGAGGCCGACCGCCUGCGCGUGAUCCACAAACGCGAGCAUCCCGAUUACAAGUAUCAACCCCGCCGCCGGAAACAGAACGGGCCUUCCGGUCGGGAGAGCUCACCCUCGCGAAAUCAGAGCAACGUGACGUUCAGCGUGUCGAGAUCCUUGAAGCAGGAGGACAUGAGUCCCAGGGGCGCGCAAGGGCCUAAUUCGCCGCAGAGCGGCGUGAGCUCCUCGCCACCUACGACCCCCAGUCAGGGUCUCUCACCACCGACGCCACCUACAACCCCGAGAGGGCAACACUACGUCAAUCAGAACAAUCAGCUUCAGCAGAACAACAGCGUGUACUAUCAGGAUUUGGUGAGCACGCCAUCGAGCGAAUCACCGCACCAGCAGCCGGCCGUCGAUCUUCGAUACAUCGAGGUCGGCGACGGCCUGCCCGGCGAGGAAAACGGUCUCGGCAGCUUGGGCGGCGGCCUCGGUCUGAAUAUACCGGUGAAUUUUCAGGAGUGCGAGGUCGAGAGCAACGAACUCGACCAGUACCUACCGCCGCAGACCGCGCCGAUACACCAGUACCCGCCCGUGCAGGUCACCACCGCGUCGCAAUGGUUACUCAACAGAUACGAGGAGGUGGAGAUGGAGAGACCGAUGAAGCGCCAUUGCUCGGAACAGGCGGUAGCGGAGGUGUCCUGGGACGACAGGACGCAGGAGAUGGUGAGGUACCACGAACUGCAGCCCCCUCUUCCACCGGUCCAGUAUAUAUCCGCCGCUCAUAACGCGCACCACUCGCACGCGACCACGCAGAUGGCACAUUCGCACGUGUCCACACCCUACGCGCAGUAUCACCGCUACGUGCCCGGCAUCGAGACGUGGCCGAAUUACAUGUAGACCGACGCGAGACAGGCUCGUUAUUUCGUCCGCGGAGCGCGGAUUUCAACAUCCGAGACCAGGGAACGAAUACCAAAUUCGCUAAAAAUCCAAAUCCAGCGUCAUCUCCAAUGUCCCGCGGCGAUUUGGGAAGUGAAUCGAAAGGAGGAUAGAUAGAAGGGCGAGGGGGGGGGGGGACGAGAAAGAGACUCAGGGCCGGUUGUUCCAACCUCUUGGUAAGUUAACUGACUUUGACUAUCAGUUAACUAAGCGAAUAGUUGGCAACAACCGGCAGUUAGGGAGAGAUCGAGCUUACCGGUAUAAAUGUGACCACUUUGCAGUGGUCAGAGUCGUUUCCUCCGGAAAUUUGCGACCAAAGCUAGAAUCUUAUCGCUCUAACUGCGCUAACUCUGAUUGCGAGUACCGCGACGAUUGGCCACGCGGGCUCUCGUGGACCGUCUUCUUAAGGGUGAUCGAAAGAGGCCAAAUAAGAAGGAGUUUGUCGCGUCGAAUCGCGCAUUUUUCAGAGCGACGAGAGCGCAGAGAGCAUAAUGUAGCGUUUAUGUAUUAUCGUGAAUAUAUCCCGGAAACAUAAACCAAAUUCCCUCGUCGCAAGUGUCUUUCCUCGUCCGACUCGAGCGAGGAAAGCGAAAGGUCGGCGGCGCGCUGGUCCGAGCGGAUCGGUUCUAGCAGAGAUCCUCGAGGCCAGAGUCUCGCAGAGCCCAGUGUGGAGAAUUUCGUUUCACGACUAAUAAAGUAUCAGACUGUUCUUCCGCGCGCGGAUCAUCGCUUGAAUCACGACGAUUCCAACAAGGCAUUAAAAUCCUCGCCGCGCGUUCUUCAUUAACAAGCGGCGGAUCGGUGCAAAGAGUUGGCCGUGUUGAUCGAGACGUCACUCGGACGUCACGUCGUCUCGUCGAACGUUUGGUCGCCUUCAAUUUAAGAAAGAAAUAUCUUAUGGAAAUUUCACUCGACUGACGGAACGACGGAUUGGCCAUUCUCCGGUCUGAGGGUCUCUACUAUGUGGACGAGGCGCGGCCGCCGCUACUCACCAUGACAUCAUUCCAUGACAGCCGGCCAUUCCAAAGCGCAGAAUUUCAGGCCAAACAAACACGCCGCUCGAUAUACACGGUGCCCCGGCGCGUUCCACACGUAAUAAUAAUAAUACAUAUAUAUAUAUAUAUAUAUAUAUGUACGUGCGAGACGCGUGCGAGACGUUGAGGCGCGCGGACGCUUUAAACCGUCGAUCGGUCGGCUCGCUGCGCUCGUGAGCGCUCACGCUCACGUCUCGUUCAAAUAAACCGCUGAAACACGAUCGAGGGUGGCAACAAAUGUGCCAGGCGAUUCGCGCGUUGUACGGUCUCCAAGUAUUUCGGGACUCGCGGACGUUGCGUCGUUGAAAUCCCGGCGACGAUCGCGCCUCCGAGGGAGCUUUUGACGCGAAGAAAGAGACCGACGACACGUGACGCUUGAAAUUGUCGAAACUCGUCGAGAAACCGUCUUUCGUUUACGAGGAUCUUGCCUGGAUCGGAUCGACCGACGCGUCGGGGACAAUCGGUGUAUCGAGGAUCAGCCUGACAUCGAGCGUUCGGUAAUGUACACGAGCUUACAGGUAGCCCUAUGUUAAAACACGUAGAUCGCGUUUUAUAUUAUACAUUAUUAACACUUGAUAGUUGCUAUGUCGAUAGAGAGGGGGAAAGAGAGAAAGAGAGAGAGAGAGAGAGAGAGGGAGGGAGGGAGAGGGGGAGAGAGCGCUGCGCUUUUGUACUUAGAUAUUUAUUCAUCACACUACGAGGAUCGAUAGAGCAUCAGACUAACGUCUCGGCGUAGUCCUGCACGUUCAAAAGCGAGCACUGAGCCGUAAUUUAUAAGUGCGAUGUACGCUAAUUUGUAGAAAUAAAGCAACAAGA